This is a messenger RNA of Nestor notabilis (Kea), 6082 nucleotides long. It is a transcript of the gene CASP8AP2, whose product is annotated as caspase 8 associated protein 2. The coding region runs from base 29 to 6082 and encodes 2017 amino acids. Gene Ontology annotation, biological process: extrinsic apoptotic signaling pathway via death domain receptors; Fas signaling pathway. Gene Ontology annotation, molecular function: transcription corepressor activity. Gene Ontology annotation, cellular component: mitochondrion; PML body. The transcript has 9 exons. Lineage: Eukaryota; Metazoa; Chordata; Aves; Psittaciformes; Psittacidae. The record is from RefSeq and is a predicted model, not a curated record.
GAUGGGGAAGCCAUAGGAAGUUUGUAUCAUGGCAGCGGAUGAGGAUGGACUGGGGCUGUUUGAUACCCACUAUGGCGCUGAAGCUUCCCCCUUCAAGGAAGGUGAUGAGAGCUCAGUUGAUAUUUAUGAUGGCUUGGACAACAGUUUGACAGUUCCUGACAAUUCUGCACCAAAUUCUACACCAGCUGGAAACAGCUUAAAUUUAUUUGAUGAGAUAUUAAUUGAAGAAGGGACUGCAAAGGAAGCAUCCUACAAUGAGCUGCAGGUAGAAUAUGGAAAAUGUCAGCAGCAAAUUAAAGAGCUGAUGAAGAAAUUUAAGGAAAUACAGGCACAGAAUGUCAUUCUACAGAAUGAAAAUCAAGCUCUCAAAAAGAAUAUUUCAGCACUUAUAAAAACAGCAAGAGUGGAAAUUAAUCGUAAGGAUGAAGAAAUUAAUAAUCUCUAUCAAAGGCUAUCAGAAUUUCCCAAUCAUCGUGGUUUCACCAGAACAUAUGUUCCAGGAUCAACUAAUGGGAGGUGCUCAGAGAUGUGUAAAACAAAAGAUCCCAAAUUCAGACCUUCUGAUUUAGGUGACAGUGUGAAGAUGGAGCACAGAAUGAAAAAUGACUGUCCAAAAGAUACACACCACAGUUACUCAUCUCAUAAUAUGGAAAAUGGGAAGUCUAGCUCUGAAAAAAGAAACACUCCAAAUUUACUGAGAUACCCUCCUGAAGAACUCUGCAAUGACGAUACUCAUACAUGUCUCCCAAGCUAUGACCAUAGUUCCAACAAGGAUAACAGAAAGGAAAAAAAAGAAAUUAAAAGUAAUGAACAGUACAGUAGGGGAAAUGUCAACAAGUACAGAAGAGAAGUGCAUCAGAGCACCAGAAACAAUGGUGACAGUGAAGAGGGGAAUUCAGAUCCUCAGCAAAAGCUGAAAACCCUUUCAGAAAGGGCUAGUAAAAACGAGUUGCAACAAAAAAGUCAGAACGUAAAACUCAAAUGCAGUCCAAGUGUAGAAAGAAGAGUAGAAAGGGGUGUUUCUUCCUGGGAGAAGCAAACUACUGAUAAAGACAGAUUUCCAACAAGAGGUGAAUUGUAUGCUGAUGAGAGAUCACAAAAUGUAUUACGAAAGGAUAUUAAAACACAUGAUAAAGAUGAAAAAAAUGCUGGCCAAAAAAAUAAAUCAAAUGAAAAGCCACAAGAGCAGCCAAGGAGAUCUGGUAGAGGAAGUAGUCCACACUCAAAGAACGAACAUUCAAAGAAUUUUCAUGAAUCACGUAAAUGUCGCAUAGAGGAGUCUAGAAAAGGAAAAGAUAUUGACUGCAAGAGAGACAGGGGAACAAAUGAUUAUAUUUCUCGAGAAGGAAGGACUUCACCUUCUAAUUCCAACAACAGAGAGCAUAAAUACGCACGCUUGAAGGAAAAUAGUAGUAGAUAUGAAUGGGAAACAGCACAUUCCAAAUCAGAAAAACACAGAACCGAAGAAAAAAGGAAAAGAGAAAGAGAGGAUGAAAAUAGACAUUUUAGAAAUGAAAGAAAAGUUACGAAAGAGGUAACUCACCAGUCUGUAAAAGAAUCCAAGAAAGGUACGGAUGUUACAAAAAGUGAGAGAAACAAGUUCUAUAAGCCAGAAGAAAUGUCCAGAGUAGCAGAUAGUUUAAAAGACCAUAAAGUUCCCAAAACUAGAGAUGAUCACACUGGGUCAAAAAGUAAAGACUUAAAACUUAGCUUUAUGGAAAAACUAAAUUUAACUCUUUCUCCUGCUAAGAAACAAUGUGUGUCUCCAACAGAUGGAAUUAAAACACCUUCCCAAAAGGCCACUCAUGAGGGAAGUACAGAACUCGCGCUGCAGGCAGAACUGUUAGAUUCUGCACACCCCGUUAACUGUGGUCCCACAGAGCAAACUAAUUCAACACUACAAGUUCUGGAUAGUGCAGCUCAAAGCAGUGUGGAACCAGCAAUGCCUGUUCCUGUCAGUUCUGAAGAUGAAGCCUUAAAAGUAGCAGCAGCAGAUCCAGCACAGUCUGAAGAAUUGCCAGCAGUGGCAAGUAGUGAACUGAGCUCAGAAACCUUACUAGAAGCAGAAGUGGUUCCAGUAGAGCCCCAAGCCUUACCAAAAGCAGCAGAGGUACUGGUUACUGAUGAGAUGCAGGCUGAAACAUUGACAGAAGCAGCACAGGCUUGUGAUCUGGUUGAAUCAGAAGCCUUGGCAACAGCAGUGGCAGUGAUGAAGCUGAAUCACCCCGAAUCUUUGCCCCAGGAGGUGGCUGGGAGCAUGGCAGAGCCUCAAGAGUGGUCUGUGACAGUGGGUGUGAUGCAGAAUGACAAUGCACCACCACCACCAGCAGAAGUGGCACAACCUGAAGUUGCCAUUGAAAGUACGGGAGCCCUUUCAGAGUCAGCAGCAGAGAAGAAAGAAGACAAAAUAUGUCUGGUUGCUGACAUAGAAAGCUCAGCAGACCAAUGUGGCUCUCAAAACCUUGUCUUGGAUGACUCUGAAGCCAAAAAUUCUGGUGACCUGGAGUCCUGUGAUGUUGGAGAUGAUAUUGGUGGAACAAAACCAGACUCUUUAAUGGAAGCAGUGAAGGACAAUGACCACUUGGCUGCAGAAAAUGCUGAGUGUCCCACUGAUGAGAAGGGUAUUUGUGAAAUUGAUAAGAGUACAUCUCAGUCACUCGACAGAACUAUGUUAAGUGAUAAGGAUGAACCAUUAGUUGACCAGAAUGCUUGCGAUCUGGAGCCAGACCUCACUGAAAUCAGUACGCCAGCAUCUUCUGUUAGUGGUGAGAUGUAUCCUAGAACUAAGGACAGAGAAACUAACCCAGUUCCUGUUGAUGAUGACAGCUCAAUACUGAGCAUUGAUCUCAAUCACUUGAGGUGUAUUCCGAAGGCAAUCAGCCCACUGAACAGUCCGAUGCGCCCUUUGGCUAAAGCACUUAAGAUGGAAAGUCCCUGCAAAGGUCUUGUGAAGAGUUAUAACAAAGAUUUAAUUCCUGAAAGUGGAGUUGUUGUCUGUCCCUCAAAAAAUUUGUCAAAGGAGGUAAACAAAGAAAAUCAAAAGCCAGUUAGCAUGUCUGAUGAACACUGUGAGAUGGAGUCCCAGCUGAGUAUCUCUUCAGAUGAAAUAGAAGAAGGAGAAAUCAUAAGUAGUGAUGAAGAGGAAAAAAAAGGUAAACCAGAAAGUGUCUCUGAAAAUACAAAAAAGUCAAGACCAAAAGCUUCUCCUGAGACGCGGAAUUUGACCAGCAGUCCACAAAAUCAAAAGAGCAAAGUUGUGCGUUGUAAUGAAGAUAAUGGAAAAUUUGUGUCUGUGAAAGUAAGUGCGAAGAAGAACAGAGAGAGGCAUAAAAAUCAGACAUUCAGAUCUUCGAAGGAUAUGAAGAAAAAUAAAACUGUGAGCAUUGCUUGUCUUGAAAAAAUAGUACAUGUUAUUGUUGAACCUUCAAGUAUACAAGAAAUCAUGCAGAUGCUAAGAGCUAUACGAAAACAGAUGAGGAAAAAUUAUAUGAAGUUCAAGGUACAGUUCCCAGUUCAGCAUUUUCACAGAAUUAUAGAAUCCGGUAUCAUAAAUUUUACAUCAUUAAUAAAACACUUGAACUUUUCCAAGAUGUCUACAUUAGGUGAGACAUUAAAAUUGAGUAUCUGUGAUGUUGUAGAGUGCAAACUGAAGCAAGUUAAAAAGAAUGCAAUAGUGGACCGUCUUUUUGAACAGCAAGUAUCAGAUAUGAAAAAACAGUUAUGGAAAUUUGUAGAUGAACAGCUUGAUUACUUAUUUGAAAAGAUAAGGAGGAUUAUAAUAAAACUAUGUGAUGUGGGACAUGUGGCAAAUGAGAGUGAGGAAAGGAAGUUUGAAAGAGUGGGAAAGCAAAAACACAAGAUCAGUCAUAAAAAUAAUAUGCAAAGGUCUAGAAAGAAGUCCCUGAAAGUCCAAUCUCAAAAGCCUGAAGAAUAUAUGCUUUCAAAGCAACAUGUGGAUUAUCAACGAACUAAGUGUCACCAUGAGAAAAAUAAAACAGAUGCGCCAAAGCCUGCCUUUACAAAAUGUCUCAACUCCAUUGAUAACACUAGGAAUUCCCAAACCAAAGUGCACCUCUCUAAAGAGAAUAGUUUGCAAGGCACUCUCACUCCAUUGAAGGGUGUGAAAUCCGAAAAGGAAGGAUUGCAGCUAUCCAGAGAUGCUAACAAAUCUGAUCUUAGUUACGAGCUUCUCACAGAACAACAAGCAUCCAGCCUUACAUUUAAUCUUGUAAGUGAUGCUCAAAUGGGUGAAAUUUUCAAAAGUUUAUUGCAAGGUUCUGAUCUCUUGGAAAAAAAUGGAGGCAAUAUUGACAGAAAUGAGUGGGAAUUCAGGACUCCAGAAAAACAGUUUUUAGAUGGUCAUAAAUGUAGAAGUAAUGUUGCUGAACUGGUGCAAGAGAUUGCUCCAAAGGAGGCUUGUGUGGAAUCUCAACCAGUAGAGGGUAUUAAGUGGCCUGUUGUUUCACCUGUAAGAGCUCCCUCUUUAGCAUCUAGGCUUCAGAUGUCUGUUGAUCCUGAUGUACUAGAUGAAAGCUGUAUGUUUGAGGUUCCUACAAAUGCAGCUUCAUGCAAAGAAGAUGACUGUAAUUUACAGAAGAAUAAGUCAUUUGUUUCUUCAAUCCUCCUUGAAGAUUUGGCUGUUUCCUUAACUAUUCCAUCACCUUUGAAAUCAGAUUCUCACCUCAGCUUCCUAAAACCUGAGAAUAAUUCUAGCUCAACUCCCGAGGGUGUUCUCAGCGCACAUUACAGCGAAGAUGCACUGCUGGAAGAGGAGGAUGCCACUGAACAAGACAUUCACUUGGCUUUAGAAUCCGAUAACUCGAGCAGUAAAUCAAGUUGUUCAUCAUCGUGGACGAGUCGGCCUGUUGCUCCUGGUUUUCAGUGUCGCCCCAGCCUACCAAUGCAAGCAGUAAUCAUGGAGAAAUCCAAUGAUCAUUUUAUUGUAAAGAUCAGGCGUGCAGUGCCAUCUACCUCACCAGCAUCUGAUCGGGUGGCUUCAGUGAAGGAGGUGCGGGCAUCUUCAACCAAGAUUGAAAAACAAGAAAUGAGAAGUGGGGGAAGAGAAAGGGGCAGUCAGAGUGCCACAGUAGCUGUUGUGCAAGAAAGUGUCAAACCAGAUCUGGUUAAGAUGGAUCAGUUGCCUCAUGUCAGCGCUGGACAAGAACAAAAUCCUGCCUUACCUCAGCUUCUAAAGGAAUCUCAUAGUAGUGGAAAGGAAGAAACCACUGGGUUGCUUGAACCCUCUAGAAUAUCUUCAAACACAGAGAGCCAGGACACUAAAAGCACAGAUGAAGGCUCUGAACAAUCUCAGGCACACAAAUUGAAAGUAUCUGAAAAUGUAAAUGAAAUGGGUGUUAGACCUCAAGGUUCUCAUCCUAUUUCCUGCAGCAUAGAGUCAUACAUAGACUUAACAGAUGAUAUGGUUAGUGAAACUUCAUGUUGUGUGGUGGAAUCCACUACAGAUAACAGGACUCAGGAAACCUCUACUGGAAACUUGGAAAUCAGUGUUAAAAAGCAGGAACUGGAAGAGUGCUCUGGUGCAUUUAUAGAUUUAACAGAAGACCUUUCCAAUGAGACUGUAGCAGGUGAAUGUAAUCUUGAAACACAAGCUACUUCAAAUACUGAGGUAGGAUGCCAGAUAAGUAGAGAUGAUAAAACUGGUAAAAAAAGGAAAAAGGACACUGUCAGAGAGAAUUCCAACUCAAAAAGGCAACGAAAAGAAACUGAAUCAGCAGGUGAAGGGAGUGAUGCAAGUGAUGUGAAGCCUGAAGAGGUAAAUUCAGCAUCCAAACAGUGUUCCAAUAAGAAGAAUGAAUUGCAGCAGAACAAAGACUCUUCUCCUUUGGCUUCAUCUGCAUCAUCACCUAGUCUGUAUGCCAAAAACAUCAUUAAAAAGAAGGGAGAAGUAGUAGUUUCCUGGACAAGAAAUGAUGACAGAGAAAUUUUACUGGAAUGCCAGAGAAAAGGACCAUCAAGCAAAACCUUUGUUUCCCUAGCCACUAGGCUGAACAAAAGCCCUAAUCAGGUUUCAGAAAGAUUCAAGCAGUUAAUGAAGCUGUUCAAGAAAUCCAAGUGCAAGUAA